This is a messenger RNA of Dovyalis caffra, 393 nucleotides long. Lineage: Eukaryota; Viridiplantae; Streptophyta; Magnoliopsida; Malpighiales; Salicaceae. The record is from the annotation of a GenBank genome assembly.
AUGGACCUGCAAUUUCUGUCAAGAAGAAAAGUAGUAUAUCUAACAAUAUCUGACACGAUAAAUACAAAUCCCAUAUGUGCCUCCUGGAUUCAAUCUGUCUCAGUCCACAUACACCUCGUUUGCGUGGCAGGAAUAAACAAAUUGUUCUAUGAUCUCACCAUUCUAACAGACCCAUUUAAUGCUAACUUAUUCACCGCCUACUUAACGGGACAAGAUAAACAAACUAAAGACAAUCUAUCUAGUUUCUCUUGUGAUUCCUUUGUCCCCAUAUCCAGCGCAGCAUCAUCCAUAGAAAGGAAAGAAAGGGAAGAAAGGGAAGAGGGAGAAAAGAAGGGGGAAAAUCAUACUGCUUUAAAGACAAAUGAUAGUGAUGAUGGAGAAGAAGAAAAAUGA